Messenger RNA from Vitis riparia (riverbank grape), 564 nucleotides. Its product is annotated as UDP-glycosyltransferase 73D1-like. The transcript has 2 exons. The record is from RefSeq and is a predicted model, not a curated record. Bases 1 to 564 code for a protein of 187 amino acids. Lineage: Eukaryota; Viridiplantae; Streptophyta; Magnoliopsida; Vitales; Vitaceae.
AUGGGGUCUGCAACACCUCUCCAUGUACUGGUCUUCCCUUUCAUGGCACAAGGCCAUACCCUCCCUAUGCUAGACCUCUCCAAGCUCCUAGCUCGGUGUGGUAUCAAGGUCACCAUCAUCACCACCCCUGAAAAUUUUCCAGAGUUGAGGGGACCACUAGGAGUAGAGAGCACUGUUGACCUUCCCUCAGAAGACCUGCGUGCUCCUUUCAUCGAGGCGAUCAAGAAGCUUAAAGAACCCUUUGAGGAGAUCCUCAGAGGUAUGUUUGAGGCUGGGUGUCCACCCAUUGGUGUGAUCUUAGACUUCUUCCUAGGCUGGAUGCUUGACUCUUGCAACUCUUUUGGCAUUCCUAGGAUUGUUACUUAUGGUAUGAGUGCCCUAUCUCAAGCAAUACUGAUUACAUCAGGCUUCCACACUCAAUAUAUUUUGGCAUCAUUGCCCGAGGAUCCUGUACAGUUUCCUGAGUUACCAACCCCAUUUCAGGUAACACGAGCAGACUUCUUGCACCUGAAACAUGACCCCAGAUCCAGUCUAAUGUCCUCUAUAGUUCAAGAGUUCACCUAG